AUGGGACUCAUCGCUGACACGAAAAAGGCCUUUCGAGAAACCCCCAAGGGCAUCUUCAACAUCUAUCUCUUCAGCGUGACUUGGAUCUUUGCCCUGGCUGGUGUCGCCAAGGGGUUCGAUGAAGACGACGAGUAUGCCGGAACGAAGGGGUGGAUUGUGUCAAUUGCCACUGCUGGCGCAGUCUUUGGCUGCCUGUGCUCCGUCCCCAUCAAUGACCGGGUCGGACGCCGCUGGACGCUGCGGCUAGGAACACUCGUGUACAUCGCUGGUGUACUGGGACAGGGGCUGUCCGGCGGUAGUCUCGCGGGUCUGUAUGCCAGCCGGGUCAUCAGUGGCAUGGGUAUCGGUGUCACAACGAUUGUCCCGCCAGUUUAUAUCUCAGAAAUAUCGCCCAAGGCCAUCCGAGGCUUGCUGACUCUGCAGUAUGCCGCCUGUCAGCAACUGGGCGUCGUUCUGGGCUUCUUCAUCAAUUACGGCGUCACCAAGAAGUAUGCUAACACCGACACGCAAUGGAUACUGCCAACACUCCUGCAGCUCCUCCCCGCAGCCAUCUGGGGCGUAGGAACGUUUCUAUGCCCUGAAUCGCCGCGAUGGCUGCUAAGUGUUGGCCGCAAAGAGGAAGCAGCCGCUGCGUUGUCGCGGUUGCGGCAUCUGCACGCUGGGCAUUCGGUCAUCGCGGGCGAAUUGGCGGGCAUGGGUUCGCAGAUCCAGCAUGAGCAUGAAUCCGUUGCCUCUGCUUCGUCAUGGCAGUUGAUCAAGGAGACCCUUGUUCCGGUUGAGAAUCGACGAAGAUUCUUUCUCCUGUUCAUGGCCACCCUCUUCUCUCAGUGGUCGGGCGCAAAUGCCAUUACUCAGUAUUCGCCAACGAUCUUCGGAUACCUGGGCAUUGUCGGAGAGGAGGCCACUUUCCUGGCGACAGGCAUCUAUGGUAUUGUCAAGUUUGCGAGCACGCUGGCCUUUGCCCUGGUCAUUGUAGACUUCGUUGGCCGCCGCCGAUCUCUCCUGGUAGGGAUCAGCCUGCAGAUUCUCACACUGGUCUUUGUCGGAGCAUAUUUGGGCGCCACCAAAGAUAUGACAAUCGCCGGGGUUAAGGCCUCUCGACAUGCUGAACGAGCAUCGACGGCGGCCAUCGUUGCGAUCUACCUGCAUGCCGUAGCGUGGAGUAUAGGCUGGUUCAGCAUUCCCUACCUCAUUGGGCCCGAGAUUUUCCCCACGCGCAUCCGAUCCCUGAAUAUGUCCAUCUCUAUGGCCUUGCACUGGGCCUUCUACUUUGGCUGCUCCAAGGCGAUGCCCAGUUUGCUCGCGGCGACACAUCGCUGGGGUGCAUUCCUGUUUUUCAGCUGCAUCGGUGUGCUGGGGUUGAUCUAUGUAUCGCUUGCCAUGCCAGAUACCACCGGGCGAUCGCUGGAAGCGUUGGAUAAGCUGUUUGAGCGACCAUGGUACACGAUGUAUAAGGUUGCGUAUGCCAACCAGGAUGAGCUGCGGGCAGAACAGCCGGGGGAAAUGUACAGCACCAUAAAAGGGCUUCAGACCAGUGCUGAGCAUGUCGAGACAGCGUAG
Aspergillus nidulans FGSC A4 is the source of this 1560-nucleotide messenger RNA. RefSeq lists its product as uncharacterized. Bases 1 to 1560 code for a protein of 519 amino acids. The record is from RefSeq and is a predicted model, not a curated record. Gene Ontology annotation, biological process: transmembrane transport; carbohydrate transmembrane transport; proton transmembrane transport. Gene Ontology annotation, cellular component: membrane. The transcript has 4 exons. Lineage: Eukaryota; Fungi; Ascomycota; Eurotiomycetes; Eurotiales; Aspergillaceae. Gene Ontology annotation, molecular function: transmembrane transporter activity.